Pocillopora damicornis (cauliflower coral) is the source of this 820-nucleotide messenger RNA. RefSeq names its product AP-5 complex subunit sigma-1. The record is from RefSeq and is a predicted model, not a curated record. Gene Ontology annotation, cellular component: cytosol; lysosome; AP-type membrane coat adaptor complex. Gene Ontology annotation, biological process: endosomal transport; double-strand break repair via homologous recombination. NCBI's taxonomy places the organism in Eukaryota, Metazoa, Cnidaria, Anthozoa, Scleractinia, Pocilloporidae.
AACGCUGACCCCAAUAUUCGAUUUUAGUAAGACAGUAAGGAAGAGGAUCGAGGAGUCGAGCGAGGAAAGAAAUUUCUCGGAUGUGGUAGGUUGUAUCUUCGCUCGAAAAUGUAGUGGAAUGGAACGAUACAAACUGCAACGAUGGUUUACGCGCUCAUAAUUCACACACUUGUUCCUGGACCCUGUAGAUUGUUGUAUUCAUCAGUUUUUGUUCACGAACCAGAGGUAAGUACAGCUCAGUCACUUCAGGAAUACUGCCAAAUAAUUCUUCAGCCUUCCGAGGCAAUCCUCAAAGUGGACAGGGUUGUCACAAUUAUUCAUCAAUUUCUACCAAAUGGGCAGCUGCUGUUCAUGAACACUCGUUAUUUGCGGCAGAUGGAGAAAGAAUUGGAACAAGUUAUGUCCUUCAAGAGGGAGUGAACAUGACUUUUACACUUUAAAAAUAUUUUUAUCCAUCUCAAUUAGUGCUCAGCUAAUGACUGGAGAUCUACAUAUUGUUCUUUAAAGAUAAAUUUUUUACAGUAACUGCAAUUUUCUUUUUUCUUCCCAAGAACACCAAAUUUUGUAAUUUUUCUUUUAAGUAAAAUUAAUAAAUAGUAUGUAUCACUGGAACUGUGUUUACCUUUCUGUGUUUAUAAUGGUAAAGUGUAUAGGGCAGUUUCCAAUUGACUGUUGAAAGACCAAAACCUAAGUGAUCACAACUACCAAUCAGAAGAGACGUUAACAUCGUCAUUAACUGAUAAGUAUUCAAAGUAAAAACAGCCAACCUGUUUGAAGGUCUGGGAAACUUAGGAUUGGUUUUAGUAUUGGUUUUGAUUGG